Messenger RNA from Rotaria sp. Silwood2, 942 nucleotides. NCBI's taxonomy places the organism in Eukaryota, Metazoa, Rotifera, Eurotatoria, Philodinida, Philodinidae. The record is from the annotation of a GenBank genome assembly.
AUGUCUGGUAAUUGUUUUCUUAAUCGUGCUAAUGAUUUAUGCUAUGAUCUAAGUGAAGCAGAUACAAAUGAAGAACUCUGUACUGGAUCAUACUAUUCAGAUGAUGAUAUAAAAGAACUUGAUGGAUUUGUAUAUGCUGAAAAUUGUCGCCCUGUAAAUGUAGUACCAAAACGAUGUGAUUUUGAUUGUGGUCUUGGUCAAGAAUGUCAAUGGAUCAAUGAUGUAGAAAUGUGUGUAUGUAGUGAAGCAUCAUGUACUUCAUCAGAUUCAUUAUCAUCUAAAAUUGAACAACAUCCAUUAUGUGCAUCGAAUAACAUGACAUUUAGUUCGGAAUGUGCAAUGGAAGCUUGGAAAUGUUUCAAUCAACGAUCAGCAUUAUAUAAAAAAUAUGAUGGUGAAUGUCAAAGGGAUUGUCGAAAUGUUCGAUGUCCACCUGAUAAAGUUUGUUUAUUAGUUCAAAAUACAGGUGAACCAAUAUGCUAUCCAAAAAGUCAUUGCGAUCCAACCUUAGAUCCUGAACCAGUUUGUGGUACAAAUGGUAUUACAUAUCCAAAUAUUUGUGUCAUGCGUCUAAGUUCUAAUCGACAAGGUCAAACACCUCAAUUAGCUCAUAAAGGUUCUUGUGAAAAUGAAUGUCGACCAGGUUUAUGUCAAGCAAAUGAACGUUGUGCGUACUCUAAACGAUAUCGUCCAGUUUGUAUACGUUGUCAAUAUUCUUCGAAAUUUUUAAUGCAUAGUGGUGAAUGCAGUGUAGAUAUUCCAAUAUGUGGUGAUGAUGAAAAUUUAUAUAAAAAUUAUUGUUCUCUAUUAUUUGCCCAAUGUGACAAAAAUACAUAUAUUAAUAUAACAGGUUAUGGUACAUGCCCGACUAUAAAACAUAAGAAAAUUAAUCGAAAUAAAUUCAAAUCUGUAAAUCGAAUUCCAAAAUUGAAAAUGAAUUGA